Messenger RNA from Aspergillus calidoustus, 2170 nucleotides. The record is from the annotation of a GenBank genome assembly. Lineage: Eukaryota; Fungi; Ascomycota; Eurotiomycetes; Eurotiales; Aspergillaceae.
CUGCAGAGUAUGGUGGAAGAGGGCAGAUGUACGCGCAUAUAUUAUCUUCUAGACUUUAACCGGCGCUGUACGGACUGUUUUCCGAACCUUAUUACACCUCCUAAUGGGCCAAAGGCCAUCAAGUCGACGCCGUCUCUUCGAAUGAUCUCUGGAACCCGUAUGGGAGGAGCGAAGGACUCGCGUAACAACUCGGUACUUCAUCAAGUACCUUCAGCCGCUACGGGAGCUUUUCCCCUCCAAGAACGCGCCUCUUAUCAAUUCCAUGUUAUUGGCAGCGCGGUUCGUUGAAGCAUCAAUCCAAGACCUUCCUUCGUCCAGUAAGCUCAGCAGGCUUAGCAUCACAUAGCCCGCAUCCCGCGCCAAGACAGCCAGCCAGACAUCGCUUCACCACCCUUGCACUUCCUUGUCCGUCCACAAGUUGGCAGAAACCCCCUCCGCACAAUGGGCGGCAUACUCUCUCGCUUGCUACUGCUGCCGCAGGCUACCGACGCCGACCGGGCGGAAUGGGAACGACAGCGGCAAUGGGAAGCAGCGCAUCCGCCCCCGCCACUCGUCCCGCCCGAAGCCGACGAAGGCGCGGGUGUCUUCGCCUGGUUCGUUGAAUCCGUCCAGGUCGUCCCGCACAAAAAUGGGACGUGUCUGGUUGCGUAUGCCGGACAUGAAGACCAGGACUCACUCGGAGAGCCAAAUCCAUAUGAGGUCAACGCACGAGACGUGAAUGAAUAUCUUCUGCACGCUAUUGGUGUGGAGGACCCAGAAGAAAAUGGUGGGCAGGCUCACCCUCGGAUUGUCAAAUACCUCGGCCGCCUGACCCCAGGAUUCAAGCUCGAAUUCGUGAGCCCAGGGCCCCUGGAAGCAAUCCGCCUGCCACUUUUCCCAGUCCCUGUCAUCGGAAACAGCACCUCGGGUCUUAGCAGUCUGACCUCCCACCCUCCCCUUCUGCUUCUCUACCACCGCUGGGCCCUCCAAACCCUCUCAGCCCUGCACUUCCUACACACCCACGCCGUCUACCUCAGCAACCUCUGCGCCUCCUCCAUCUGGAUCCGCCCCGACUUCUCCGCCGCGCUCACAGGCUUCAUCAGCGCGACCCUACCAACAGCCGAACAGCCCUCAGCCCAGGCCGGGCACCGCUCUGGGGAAGCCUACCUCGAUUUCCGCGAAGUUGAGGUAGAGUAUGACCCGGAGACAGGGAGUGAGCUUGAGGCGUCGCCGCGCGGGGAUAUCUGUGACUGGGCGACGAUUUUUUGGAGGUUGGUUACGAAUCGGCAGUCUGUGCAUCCGCCGGUUGGGCCGGGGAAUGCCCGGUGGCCGAUGCUUUUCUCGUCAAAUAAUGAUAAGGGGGAUUGGCCGGCGGAUUGGGAUAGGGAUCUUGAGCGAGAGAGGUUGAAGGAGAGGCGGUUUCAGCAGCUGGAGGAGGCGCGGAUGGGGGAUAUUCUUGUCAAGGCGUGGGGUGGGGAGUACAGGGAUGUUGGUGAGGUGAUGGCGGAUUUGAGGGCACUGUUAGAGAAGAUGGGGGUUGAGGUUACUGGGGAGGAUGAGAUUCUACUGGGUGGUGGGCAGACCUGGGAGGAUAUUUUCGUUGUGAUCCCUCCGCAUGACGAGGAGGGGUAUGGGAGGGAGAUCAGGCUGCGUGAGACGGGGGUGCUAGAUUCGAGGGCUCGAACGACCCUAAUCGCGCACACAGAGCCAGAGUAAUCUAUGUGUACAUUAUUGACCUAUAAUAGGCCGCAAUUGUGGGAUGCUCCUCUCAUAUGACGCCAACUACUUUCAUAUAGAUCGCAUUGCACUCGAGCAUGCUUCCUUCCGUCUAUCUACUAAGUCCGUAGAUACGUCACGCAACGCUUCUACUUCAACCCAAACAGCGUCUUCCCAACAUGUACCAACUCCCCCCAACUCUCCAAAACAGGCCAAACAACACAAGCCAUCGCACUACAAAACACCCAAAGCAAACUAACAGCAACCCACCCCGUGAACGCUUCCCUUGUGAAGAUAAAUGACGUCCCGUAGAAGGCAAAGGGGAAGGUGAGCAUUGCAAGGACGAUGAAGAGUAGACAGACGCCGAUGGCGAGGCGGAGGGCUUUGCGGUAGGCGGCUGCGUCGAGGGGCUUGAUGUGGUUGUUUAGGAGGAAGUCGAUUACUUCGUUGCCGGUUUCGAUUUUUGAGGGUGAGG